Messenger RNA from Candidozyma duobushaemuli, 1695 nucleotides. RefSeq lists its product as uncharacterized. Gene Ontology annotation, cellular component: mitochondrial inner membrane. The transcript has a single exon. The record is from RefSeq and is a predicted model, not a curated record. Gene Ontology annotation, biological process: mitochondrion inheritance. Lineage: Eukaryota; Fungi; Ascomycota; Pichiomycetes; Serinales; Metschnikowiaceae. Bases 1 to 1695 code for a protein of 564 amino acids.
AUGUUACGGCCCGCCGUUCCGUUGAUCCGACAAUACUCGAACCAGAAUCAGUCUCAUCGUGAGGAUCCCGACUCGGCUGAAGAAACCAAGAUAGACCUCAAUGAGCUAAAGAAGAAGGAAAAUUUGCAAAGCCUGCCCAAGGCCCGCCUUCCAGUCACAAAAGAACAGCUUCUUGCAUCAACCAGAGGCUUCUUGCCCAGGUUGUGGAUCCGCCUACGGUGGCUCCUCAAACGUUCCAAUAGACCGUUCAACACCGACGACUAUUCUGCAUUUUUCUCCUGGCUCGUCAUGGGCAACGCCCUCGUCUUAAUUCUAGGAACCACAACGUUUGUGCUGUUGGUCAUUUUUACAAUCAAUACGGUGUUUGCUCAGGAGCUUGUUGCUCGCAAGGUGGGUGAGUUCAUCACCAAAAACUCCAAAUUGACCGUCACUUUCGAACACGCUAUUGUGCCCGGAUGGUCUGACGGUAAAAUAUCCUUUAAAAAAUGCUUUGUCAGCAGAAGGCCCAAGGCGAUUCGCCAGUUCUCCAAGGGUAGUCAAGCUGAAGCCUAUGCAAAGAGUUUAGAUUCUCUGGACUUUGAGGGCGAACCAGUGGAUGAUGGAAACUACACUCAGUUUGACUUGACUAUUGAAGAGGUGAAUAUGUCGCUAUCGUUCCGAAAAUGGGUUAACGGAACGGGCAUUGUGGAUACGUUAGAGGUCAAAGGCAUGCGAGGUGUGGUGGAUAGAACACAUGUCCACUGGGACCCUAAUGAUGAUGCUAGAAACUAUAAGAAUGUUCACCAGUUCGGUGACUUCGAAUUUAAUGAUUUCAGAAUGGAGGAUGUGUUGUUCACGCUUCUUCAACCUGCUAAUUUCCGUGCAUUCAGUGUCGCCAUAUACAACUGCGAGUUGGCCAAGCUACGAAAACACUGGCUUUUCUAUGACUUUCUCAACGCCAACAUUAUGAGCGGAUCCUAUGACAACUCGCUCUUUACAAUCCACAAAAGACAAAGACUCGAUGACUUUGACGAUGAUGGCUCUAAUAAGAGUGUGGCACAAUUGCCCUGGAAACGUGUCACCAGACUCCGCGUUGAUUCGCUAAAUAUCGAUCAUCUAAAUACUGGUUUGGAGGGGCCCUUCGGCUGGAUCACAUCCGGUAAGGUGGACAUGAUUGGAGAUGUCAUGGUGCCAGAACAAAACAAGGAUUUCCAUGUCCUGGAAAUUGUCAGCAUCAUUACUCAGUCGAUUAAUAAGGAAGCAACUCGCUACAUCAAUCCUGAGAUCCAGGAUAGAGAAGAUCAUAUCCUCCGACUCACCAACGGCAGUACCACUGGAUCAGACGAUAUCUCGAAAUACUUUGUGCUUGACUUGACAAUGCGCCUUAAUAAUGUUCGAGCUCUGGUACCGUUCAAGGCCCCUGAAUUGAGUUAUGUCAACUAUGCACUUAUCAGGCCUAUUGUGGCAUACAUCAAUCUGAGAAAUGCCUUUAUCGAGGUGAAGUCCCGGAUUGUCAAGAACAUUGAAGAUUUCAGCGGAUCCUGGACUGUCUAUGACUCGCUUUUGAUGGACGACAUCUCCGAGGAAGUAUACGAUGGUUUUGCCAACUACGUUGCGGAUGACGAGGCCAGAUUGGUCCGUAUGCGUAAGGUAGCUUUCUGGACAAUGCAAUUGCUAGUACAGUUCAUUGUCUUUGGUCUUGGAGCUGUCACCUAG